AUGAAGUGGCGUGAAGAUUUGCAUUGCGGACAAGGCGACAGUCCUGAAUGCGACCCUGGCAGUGACUUCCCAUGCUGCUCCUCGGAAAACCGGUGCGGCAACACUGCGGCCCACUGUGACUGUCUGGUCUGUGUAGACUACAGGAACACAGGGAUUUGUACCAACGGAACCACCAUUGACAAGGCCCAAGUAUGUGACGGUAGAAACGACUGUGGGGACAAUACGGACGAACAACACUGCUCCCUUUCUGCCUGUGACAAUGGCGGACUGUUCCACCCGUUUGCUCGAUGUGACGGCAGAGAUGACUGUGGAGACAACAGUGAUGAGAAGAACUGUGAUUGUUACUACCUACACGACAAAGGGGCAAGCUACAGGGGCCGUGUAAACCAACAACACUCCUGUCAGUACUGGACAUCUCAGUACCCGCACGCCCAUAACCACACUCCCGAGGCCUACCCGUCAGCAGGGCUGGAGCGGAACUACUGUAGGAACCCGGACGGGAAGGACAGGCCGUGGUGCUACACCAACAACCCAGCAAUCAGGUGGAUGUACUGCGACAGGGUGUCCGCAUGUGACGAGUUACCAACAAGCUGCUUCUUCACUAGCGAUAAGGGAAGGAGCUACUCAGGGCGCAAAAAUAGGGCAGGAGACCGGCUGUGUCAGAGAUGGGACUCCCAGUCCCCCCACACCCAUCCCCACACACCGCAGGCUCAUCCUGAUGCGGGGCUGGAGGAAAACUUCUGCCGUAACCCUGACAACAAGGCCCGGCCCUGGUGCUACAUCACGGACGGGACGGAGACGUGGGACUACUGCGACGUGACGGAAUGUCCUGACCCCACGUCUAUAUCCUGUGAAGGACAGUGCGGGAUGAGUUACAGUGAAUUUUUCUUGUGUCAGUGUGACCAGGACUGCAGCUUUUUCAGCGACUGCUGUAAAGACAUUGGAUUUCAAGGAUUUUAUCCUAUCUCGUUAACUCAUCUGUUCAACUUUAACGCUGAUGAGAGUCCCCAAAACAGCCCUCAGCAUUGCCCCCCAGACUCUUUAUACGACCCCUUUGUAGACUCCUGUCGAUCUCUCUCGUCCCUAAGUCACGGCUCUUCGAACAAAACUUUCCAUCUGCAAAACUGCAGCAGACCCAUUCUGAAUUUCACAUCCGAAGAGUUCGAAAUCCUUCCCAAUGGCAGUGUCCGCCUGUUGAGUUCUAACGUGACAUGCCCAGCUGAGCAGGUGGCCAUUCUGAACACAGAAGCGUCAGUCUGUGGGGACUGCCUACUGGAGUAUUUUUCGAACGACACGCUCCAAACCUCGGACCCUGUCCAGCACUGGUUAACCCUGGGUCUUGUGGUAGUGUCUGACAUAGCCGUGUCUGGUUUUGUGGUUCACACUUACAGGUCAGGCCAGUGGAAAAAAGUCCCGGAAAAGCUGAAGGUGCAGAUGAUGACAUGCAUGGCAGUUGCCGUAACCCAGUUUGUUGGACGUGUGUUCCUCUCUCCCGGUCCAGGCUGUACAGUUUAUGCAAUACUUCUACACUACUUUAUUCUGACGGCCUUCACAUCCAUGAACGUGCUAGCUGUAGAUCUGUUCCUUACAUUUCGUGAGGAUUUAGAAAGAGCCGAACUGUACAAGUACGUCUUGUACACUUGGCUGGUGCCGGUGCCUGUAGUCCUUGUCACAGUGAUUGUAGAGUUCGGCAGUUCUGUCAGGGUGGGUUAUGGAGAGCAGUGUUGGAUCGGCAAUCCAACAGCCAGUCUGGUGGCAUUUGGAGUUCCUGUCCUCUGUGCCCUUAUGGUCAAUUUUGUCUUCAUUACUCUUGUUUUGCUGGCCAUACGGAAGUCCUUUCAGAUAGCCAGCACUGCUUUGCCACGCUCAGAGAUCAGCAAGAUCUGGGUCUACAUACGUAUCUCGUUUCUGGCGGGGUUCACCUGGAUUUUGGGAUUCAUUGUCCCUUUCGUCAAGAUCACAGUUCUCGACUACAUCUUUAUUGUGCUGAAUUCUUCUCAAGGCCUGCUGCUGACCCUGUUUCUGACAAUGACGGGGGAGGUGUUGGAGAAAUGGAAGUAUGCGAUCAUGGUGCGCCUGGGUCUGAUCGAAACUGACGAGGACAAUGGACAAGCCACCGCUACCAGCAACCGGCGGGCCAUGGGCGGGAGAACUGAGGCGACAGCCGCAGGUGGAACCGGCUCGGCUAUAGAGAUGACAGUCAUGGCCGAUGUAGAGGAGAACAGGACACGCCAUCGUGUGGGCAAGCCUCGUCAGGACAAGGGGCGGAACGCAACUGCCAGCAACCAGCCUACCACCGCAGGGGAAACUGAGGCAAUGGCAGAUGAAACUGACACUGAAGGCAACUUGCAGACCCUCGCAGGUGGAGUUGCGGCUACAGCAAGCGGCACUGACGUUGCUACUGAGAUACCCAUGAAAACCUUCGUCGAUGCUGAAGACAACCAGGCUGAAGACAGGCGUUCGGCCUGCGCUGAAGAUGGAGAGGAAAAUGAGACCGGUAUCUGA
Messenger RNA from Branchiostoma belcheri (Belcher's lancelet), 2505 nucleotides. RefSeq lists its product as uncharacterized. Gene Ontology annotation, biological process: G protein-coupled receptor signaling pathway; cell surface receptor signaling pathway. Gene Ontology annotation, cellular component: membrane. The record is from RefSeq and is a predicted model, not a curated record. NCBI's taxonomy places the organism in Eukaryota, Metazoa, Chordata, Leptocardii, Amphioxiformes, Branchiostomatidae. Bases 1 to 2505 code for a protein of 834 amino acids. Gene Ontology annotation, molecular function: G protein-coupled receptor activity; protein binding. The transcript has 9 exons.